Messenger RNA from Hymenoscyphus albidus, 498 nucleotides. The record is from the annotation of a GenBank genome assembly. NCBI's taxonomy places the organism in Eukaryota, Fungi, Ascomycota, Leotiomycetes, Helotiales, Helotiaceae.
AUGUCUUCCCAACCCACUCACGAAGUUCGAAAGUCCAGAGAGAAGAGUUACGCCCUGCCUGUCCCAGAUGUACAAUGGAAGAAGAAGGAUAGGCCAGACAAGGUCCUACCACCAGUGGCCAGUGAAAAGUCACGGCAAAUGGCCAGACGGGCGACGGUAAGCAUUCUUCUCUUGUGUAAUCUCGCUCUUGGAGUUUUGCUAAUCUAAAAUACAUAGGGCGAUAUCAAGCACGGAGAGACCAGGAAGGAGCGACGCGCCAAGAAGGUUGCGGUUCGCAACCAGAGGAUGAGAGAUGCGGAGUUGGUUGGAGAGCCUGCGGCUGUGGCUGCGACUGCGACCAACGAGCCGGAGAAGAAGAAGAAGAAGAAGCUCAACGGACGGACCAGGAAGGCGAUUCGGGAGAGAGAAGAGAAGAAGAAGGCAGGAGGAGAAGCUGCUGCUAAGGAGAAGAUGAAUGUUGGUAGGGAGGAAGCAGGUGGUGAGAAUUUCGCGGGAUAG